Hemibagrus wyckioides is the source of this 1549-nucleotide messenger RNA. RefSeq names its product deoxynucleoside triphosphate triphosphohydrolase SAMHD1-like. The transcript is spliced from 15 exons. The record is from RefSeq and is a predicted model, not a curated record. Gene Ontology annotation, cellular component: nucleus. NCBI's taxonomy places the organism in Eukaryota, Metazoa, Chordata, Actinopteri, Siluriformes, Bagridae. Gene Ontology annotation, molecular function: dGTPase activity. Gene Ontology annotation, biological process: regulation of innate immune response; dGTP catabolic process; defense response to virus. The coding region runs from base 44 to 1540 and encodes 498 amino acids.
AUUACCUUAUAUAUAAACACAUAUAAACACACACACACACAAGAUGUGUGAAAUUCCGAGCUCCGUGCUGAGAAAGUGUUCAGAUUUAGAUCAAAAUAUGAAAAGAACAUACAAGGCUUUAGAGUCAGGCCAAAAUAUGGAUACAGAAACAUACAAGAUCUUCAAUGACUCUGUCCAUGGCCAUAUCAAGAUGCAUCCUCUGCUGGUUAAAAUCAUUGACACACCAGAGUUUCAGCGCCUGAGGAACAUCAAGCAGCUAGGAGGAGGCUAUUUUGUCUUUCCAGGAGCUUCUCACAACCGCUUUGAGCACUCCAUCGGCGUGGCUCAUCUAGCAGGAGAACUUGUGCGAAGUCUGAGAGCUCAAGAAAGCACGAUAACUGAUAAAGAUGAACUCUGUGUUCAGAUUGCAGGAUUGUGUCAUGACCUGGGUCAUGGCCCUUUCUCUCAUGCAUUUGAGAUCUUCAUGAAGGAGGCAAAGCCAGACUUAAAGUGGGGGCAUGAAAAAGCAUCAGUCGAAAUGUUUGAACGACUGAUCACCAAUAACCAAAAGGACGGCAAAAUGAUUGAGGAAAUCAUGAAAGGAUAUGGAUUUAACAACCAAGACAUUGUGUUUAUCGAGGAGCUCAUCUAUGGCACAAAUCCACCUACUAAGAGGAGCGAGCAACUGCAAGCUUUAGAUUCAAAGUGGCCCUACAAAGGAAGACCAAAGGAAAAGUCCUACUUGUAUGAAAUUGUGGCCAAUAAAAAUACAGGUAUUGAUGUCGACAAAAUGGAUUAUUUCAGUAGAGAUUGCCUCCAUUUGGGAAUGAAAAGCAACUUCUCCCAUGAGCGCUACAUGAACUUUGCACGAGUUUGCACCAUCAAGGACGAUAAAGAUCCGAACAUCAAUGGGCAGAAGAUGAUCUGCAUGAGAGAUAAGGAAGCACUGAAUAUGUAUGAAAUCUUUCACGUUCGCUAUCUGCUUCAUCACAAUGCCUACCACCACAGGGUUACAAAGGCAGUUGAAUGGAUGAUUAUAGAUGCAUUUUUGGAAGCUGAAAAGGAGGACUUUAAGCUGGAUGGAAAGAAAAUCUCUGAGACUGUAUCUGACCUGAGCAUAUACAUGAAGCUCACAGAUAACAUUCUUGAUAAGAUCAAACGUGAAACACAAAAGGCAAAGAAGAUCAUCGAGAAAAUUGAGAGACGCGAGCUUUACAGAUUUGUUGGCGGCACAGUUUUCAAAGCAGAAGAGAAACUGCAAGAGUGGAAAAAAAAGUUGAAAGAAUGUUUCAAGAAUCCAGAUUACCCCGAAAAAGACUUCAGAGUCAUAGAGAUUAACAUUAAUUAUGGACAGAACGAGAAGAAUCCCAUAGAUUCUCUGUGGUUCUACAGAAAAGAUGAUGUCAAGAAAGGCAUAAAGCUGAAUGAAGAUGAGGUCUCUUACAUUAAGCCAGCAAUCUUUCAGGAAACCAAGGUUUUUCUGCUCUACAUGAAAAGCUCUCCCCCAUGCCUAAAUGAUGAGCAACUUGGCACAUUCUGGAAAAUGAUAAAGAAUAAAUAGAAAGAGCAA